Messenger RNA from Cataglyphis hispanica, 3653 nucleotides. RefSeq names its product carbohydrate sulfotransferase 4-like. Lineage: Eukaryota; Metazoa; Arthropoda; Insecta; Hymenoptera; Formicidae. Bases 596 to 1912 code for a protein of 438 amino acids. The record is from RefSeq and is a predicted model, not a curated record. The transcript has 8 exons. Gene Ontology annotation, molecular function: N-acetylglucosamine 6-O-sulfotransferase activity. Gene Ontology annotation, biological process: sulfur compound metabolic process; N-acetylglucosamine metabolic process.
ACGGAACGAGAAGCGGAAUUCACGCAUCCGCCGACGCGAUGCAGCUUCAAGCGUGCGACUUUGUCUCUUCCUUUUUUUUUCUCGUCACUGAUGGACGAAUCUCCCCGCUCCUUUCGCGCUUGCAUUCAGCAUCCGUCAGCAUCAGCAGUACUGUACGAUUCCGCGAGCCGGUCUCGUACGCGACAUUCCCGUCGCGUUUCACAGACGAUAAACGCGGCGAUCGAAUAGCUGUGCCGCGUUAAUUGACUGAAAAAAACGGAGAAAAAACAAAUAAAAAAAAAAAAAAAACUGCUCUAAUCGCGAGAGAUCGGUGCGAGCGGGAUCGAUUUUUCAUUUGCGUCCUCGAUAAAAUCAGAUUAAAUUAACACCGUAUAUAUGUGAUACGAGGUAUUUAAAGAGUUCGCGAUACAAAGUGCGCGUCGUCCUUGUAAAUACAUCGACGGAAUUUUAUACGGGAGAACGAGUUUGAUAAUUGUCGGCGAUUGUGCUCGGAUGGGAAAUUUCUUAUACGGUGUAUUAUGCCGCGAGAUGAUAAUGCUCGACAGAUAGCGUACGGCUUCGAUGAACGCAGAGAAAUUUUCGCGAUCGACGGACCAUGGCGAGGUUUUUAUUUAGCAGAAAAUCUUUCGCACAAGGAAUAAGGAUGUCGAAGCGGUUGAGUUUCUAUGGUCUGGUAGCCCUGGCGUCCAUCUGCAUCUUCUUCCUAGCAUUUAAUCAGCGCUACAGCAGCUACCUCGAGCAUCGACUGCAGCCGGUGAUAUCGGAUGUUGAGAUAAGGCCAAGGACCACAAAAAUUCAAGAACCGGUAACGGUAAGCCAGGCUUAUAUUACGGGAUACACGGAAAAUGCCACGAUCACCGAAAUUCAGGAGGUGGUUGAUCAACAAAGAAGGGCGAUCAAAAGGGAAAUGGAAAAUUAUGAAUACCCAAAUGGAAGAUAUGGGCUAAACGUGAGUGCAUUCUCCAUUUACCGUAGCAAACUUGAAGAUCUGGUGAUGGAAAAAGGUGGCCGACCCGUGAGAAGUAUAAUUCUGACGAGUUGGCGAAGCGGCAGCACGUUCCUCGGCGAUGUGAUAAAUGCGCAUCCAGCAAAUUUUUAUCAUUACGAACCAUUACUGGAUUAUGGAAUUGUGCAAAUCAGAGAGCCACCACUUGCCGAUGAAUCCUUGACGAGGAUCAUCUCUCUGCUGAAUUGCGAAUAUAAAGAGCUUGACCGGUAUCUAAAUUAUGGGAAGACUCAUCCUUGGGUCUUCAAUCACAACACGCACUUAUGGCGGCAGUGCCAAGUGCACAAACGCAUCUGCUGGGAUCCGCGUUUUGUCGCCAAAUUUUGCCGGCUCUUCCCAUUCCAAUCAAUGAAACUCGUGCGAUUAAGGUUGCGUGCGGCAGAAACGCUUUUGGCUGAAGAAAGUCUAGGUGUUCGAUUAGUUCUACUCAUUCGCGAUCCAAGAGGCAUUUUGCAAUCUAGAAAACAUAGGGAAUGGUGUCCCGCUAAACCCGAUUGUUCCGAUCCAGCUCUGGUUUGCGCCGAUAUGGUAUCGGAUUUUAACGCGGCAGUAGAAUUCUCGAAAAAAUACCCACGUUCUUUCAGAGUAGUGCGCUACGAGGAUCUUUCCGUGGAUCCCUACAGGCAUGUGAAGGAGCUUUACAAUUUUUACGGUUUGAACUUUCACGCGAACGUGAAGAGAUUCCUGGACACGCACACAAAGAACGAUGUCGGCGGUGUAUCAAGCACCUUCCGGAAUUCCAAAGUCGCGCCGUUUCACUGGCGAGCUGAUUUAGACUUUGAGGAGGUACAAGAAAUACAGAGGGUCUGCACAACCGCUAUGCGACUGUGGGGAUACGUGAUGGCCUUAAAUUCUACUCACCAAAAAGACUUUGAUCCUAUCACAAAUUACCGGCUUCAUUUGUGACAGCUGGCAGACAUGCUCAAUGUAGAUAUGAUGUAUAGCGUAUCGGUAUAGCGAACGGCAGUGGUCAGGUAAGUGCCGCAGUUCAUAUAAAUAAUCAAUGAAAGGUGCUAAUGGAGUCACUCAGGAAGAUAGCGACAUAACAAGGAGAAUGAAUGUCGAUUUCGAAAGAGUAGCUUACUCGAAUCUCUACUUCGAAUCUCACCUCGUGAAACCAAUAAAACUGAAUCUCUAAAAGGUGACAGAUGAAAACGAGGUUCGUUUGUAAUUAUCGAAUUAUGAACAAAGAUUAGGGUAAAUUUUCGAGAGCCUGAUGUCUGACAAAAAUCUGUAAUGUCUAAUCAUAUCGACGCAAACGUUGUAGAUGUAUUCAAAAUGUUUGUAAAUACCGCGAAUCUUUCGAGAAAGUACUUUAUGUCUGAUGUGUAUAAACUAGUUUAUUGAUAUUAAUUCUAAAUAUUGAUAGCUUGUAAAAAGAUAUUCCUAGUAAUUUAAAUUAUAUGUACAAAAGAUGAUUCACGUUUAUUUUUCAAUCUCAUUGAUCAAUCAAACAUGGUAUAUUUAAACCGAAUUAGUAAGUAUAAUGCUGGAAGUAUAAAACUUAAACAAAGAAUAUUUAUCUAAUACUUAAUGAAUAUGCUGGGAAUAUUUUAAUCACCUAAUGAAUACACUGAGCGGAAGCUAAUUCUUAUAACGAAUUAAAAUUGAAUAUUGCAACAUUACGAAUCAUCGACAACGUUGUGUGAAUCUAUAUCUAUGGCUAUCUGAAAUUAAAAUGUUCACCGAGAUGACAUAAUGUGAUUCAUUAAAAAAAGGAGGAAUAUGAUCGCGCGCAAUAUCAAUUAACUCGUUCACGCCAAUGGGACAUUCGAUGUUAUCUCUUGUUCACGUGGCGAUCGCUGAUAAAACUGACUAUGCGGUGUAUGUCAAGAACGAGAAUGCGAAAGUUUCCAUUCCACCGGCCUUCGGCGUGGCCGGUAACAAAUUAUUAAAAGUGUACAGAUGCGACCAACUCGCCCGCGAGCGCGUGUGAUUUUUAUAAUGUACGAUACAAAGUCGUACAUAGUAUAUCAUUGCACACUUUAUAGAUAAAAAAUAGAUCUUGCGAACCGUUUGUUGGCGACUUAGUAUAAGAAUACUUUUUUGAAUCUUUACACACUAGUUAUUGAUUAUCUUAGAUGGCCCAGACGGGUACACUUUAGUUAUGUAUAUAUAUAUAUAUAUUAUAGUGCAAUUACAAAAAAAUAUAUACAUUGUAUUUCUUGUGUUAUGCACUGAGCGCUAGAUUAAUCUGUUCUCCGUGAUCGAUCAAGUUUUACUAUGCAUUCACUUAAAAUAGAAUUAGUUUAUCUCGAUAAAUAUUUUACGUUAUCAAUAUUAUUACAACCGAAUUCGGACAUUGAGCAACUAAAAAAAGAAUAUACUCGUUUCCCUCUUCUUCGUUUUAUUGAAGGAUAAUCAAAUUUUUCAUAUCCGGACUCUUUAUUUAUUAAUAUUAUUUUUGUUGUCUUGCAACAUAAAACAGAGAUAAAUAAAACGUGACGUUUUUUGUAUGUACAAACGAAGAUCUUACGAUGACGUUAUCAAGAUCAUUAAAAUUAAUUUGCAAUAACAUCGUGCGAUCAUGCGCGCCGUUGUUAUGUUUUCACGAAAUGGGUAUCUAGUCCAAGAGAAACGCGUAUUCGCAUUUUGUACCUUAGAUGUAAUAUAAAGGUCUCAAUAAAAGAAUCUUAUUUCUAUGAAA